Molecule: messenger RNA, 1908 nt
Organism: Gossypium raimondii (Peruvian cotton)
Lineage: Eukaryota; Viridiplantae; Streptophyta; Magnoliopsida; Malvales; Malvaceae
Product: organic cation/carnitine transporter 7
Exons: 6
Biological process (GO): transmembrane transport
Cellular component (GO): membrane
Molecular function (GO): transmembrane transporter activity
Source: RefSeq, a predicted model, not a curated record
UUAGACGCAGCCGUCCACCUGUCCCACAUCCUCUUUAUUUCAUUUAUCGCUUUUAUAAUUAUUAAUUACGCUCAUCGUACAAGAAAGCCUUUAAGUGGUGGUGGUGAUUGUGUAUUAGAUUUAAACAAGAAGCAAUCCACUACUGUAUAUCUCUCUUCUCUGCUUUUACAAGCUAAUUUCUUCGAGGCUGUAUUUUCAGAUAUCGGAACUGGCAAACAGCAAUUCCACGGACAAAUGGAUUAUAAAGCGGCUGGUUUAUAUACGUUGGAUGAAGCCCUUGAAACUGUGGGGUUUGGGAAAUUCCAGGGCUUUGUUCUUGGAUACGCUGGUCUUGGUUGGUUUGCUGAAGCCAUGGAGAUUAUGAUUCUUUCCUUUAUAGGACAAGCUGUUAAAUCUGAGUGGCAACUUUCCUCUGGUCAGGAGAGCCUUUUAAGUACCAUCGUCUUUGCUGGGAUGCUUCUCGGAGCCAAUACAUGGGGCCUUUUAUCAGAUAACUACGGGAGGAGGAAAGGUUUUCUUACUAUAUCUAUGGUAACUUUUGGAGCUGGAUUACUGAGCACAUUCUCUCCAAACUAUUUAACGCUUGUUCUUCUUCGAGGUUUGGUUGGUUUUGGCCUUGGUGGCUCAUCUGUAUUCUUAUCCUGGUUUCUAGAGUUUAUUCCAGCUUCUAAUAGAGGCAUGUGGAUGGUAGUGUUUUCUACUUUCUGGACAUUUGGAUCAAUUUUUGAGGCUACUCUUGCAUGGAUUGUCAUGCCCAGAUUAAACUGGAGGUGGGUACUUGCAUUUUCGGCUGUCCCAUCUUUUGCUUUGCUUAUUUUGUAUGGUGUUGCACCUGAGUCUCCGAGAUACCUAUGCAUGAAAGGUAACACAAGUGAUGCACUUCGAAUUUUGGAGAAGAUAGCUUCAGUGAACCAAACAAAGCUUCCUCCUGGUGUCCUAGUUUCUGGUAGAUCAAAUGACAAGGAUGAAGAGUCUGCUCCAUCAGAAAAUACUGCCCCAUUACUUCCCUCACUCAGUAAAAGUACCACACAAUCAAAAUCAGGCUUCUCAUCAUUUUUUAUGCUUUUCUCUUCAAAAUUAAUUAGAACAACGCUGCUCCUAUGGGUAUUAUUCUUUGGAGAUUCAUUUUCAUAUUAUGGUAUCAUAUUGCUUACCUCUAAGCUAAGUAGUGGACAAAGUACAUGUUUCCCAUCUCUCCAAAGCAAUAUAAAUCCCCAGGAUGAUGGUCUCUACCUAAAUGCAUUCAUCACCAGUAUGGCAGAGCUACCUGGGCUUCUUCUGUCAGCAAUAUUGGUUGAUAGGGUUGGCCGCAAGCAUUCGAUGGCAAUUAUGUUCGGCUUAGCAUUUAUUUUCCUCACACCACUGCUAAUCCAGCAGCCUGCUGUGUUAACUACUUGCUUAUUAUUUGGAGCUCGCAUGAAUGCCAUGGGAACCUUUACAGUUGCCUCUAUAUAUUCCCCUGAGUUAUAUCCAACCUCGGUGCGGACAACAGGUGCGGGAGUUGCAAGUGCUAUAGGAAGAAUUGGUGGUAUGGUAUGUCCUCUUGUUGCAGUGGGAUUGGUGAAUGAAUGUCAUCAAACAGCAGCUGUAGCGCUAUUUUUGGUCGCUAUAGUUGUGUCGAUAGUUUGUAUCCAACUCUUCCCCUAUGAUACCAAGGGACGGGAGCUUAGUGAUACUAGUUGAUAAGAAGUAGUUAGCUUCUAAAGACAAAUGGCAAAUUGUGUGCCAUCCGGAAUUUGUCUUUUAAGGGAAAUAAGUGGUCCCCUACCUGUAGUUAUAGUUUGAAUUGUAGGGUGGGGAUAUUAUGUAGACUUAAUUUUCUUAGAAAAUGCAAUGGGGUGCUGGGAUCAUUUUGUAAAAACAUACCAGUCAUUGUCAUAAUUAAAAUAGUUUCUUCUAUUACGUAAA